GCAAAGGUAGCCGUUUUCUUUAGCUUCUAUAUCACUCAAUCUCUCUCAAAAAGACCAAUAUAUGAAAGAUGCUUCUCCUCUCUCUUCUUCUGCAUAUAUACAUACAUAGAUAGAUACAUACAUAGAGAAACAUUCUUUGGUGAAGCAUUUCAUUUUCUUCACUAAACCAUUCAAAGAGCAGGGAGAAUGAGUUCAUCUUCUGGUCAAAGCAGUAGCUAUGACCUCUCUUUCAAGAUCUUGUUGAUUGGUGAUUCUGCUGUUGGAAAAAGUAGCUUAAUUGUUAGCUUCAUCUCUGGUUCUGUUGAAGAUAUUGCUCCCACAAUUGGUGUUGAUUUUAAGAUCAAGCUUCUCACAGUAGGUGACAAGAGAUUGAAACUAACUAUUUGGGACACUGCUGGGCAGGAAAGAUUCAGAACUCUUACUAGCUCUUACUAUAGAGGAGCGCAAGGAAUCAUUCUCGCUUAUGAUGUAACAAGAAGAGAAACAUUUACAAACUUAUCAGAGGUGUGGUCUAAAGAAGUGGAACUGUAUUCAACUAAUCAGGAUUGUGUGAAGAUGCUAGUUGGAAAUAAAGUUGAUAGGGAAUCUGAACGGGCUGUGAGCACAGAAGAGGGUUUAGCACUUGCAAAAGAAUUUGGAUGCUUGUUUUUUGAAUGCAGUGCCAAAACUCGAGAAAAUGUAGACAAGUGCUUUGAGGAACUUACACAAAAGAUAAUGGAAGUUCCUAGUCUUUUGGAAGAAGGAUCAAUAUUAGUGAAAAGGAAUAUUUUAAAGCAAAGACAGGAACCACAGACAUCCCAAGAUGGUGGUUGUUGCAUCUAAAAUGUUGUAAAGUGGACAUUUGAGUCUUAACUAUCACAUCAUGAACUGAUCCUCUUAUGUAAUCUUCCAUAGUUUCUUAUUGGCACCAAUGUCUUUUGGUUGCUCAAUUAAAUGUACCAUAAACUUGCCUGUAUAAAUUUCUUCCAUAGUAUACAACAAUGAUGACAAUUUGCCGGUAUAAA
Messenger RNA from Lathyrus oleraceus (garden pea), 1004 nucleotides. RefSeq names its product ras-related protein RABC2a. The transcript is spliced from 6 exons. Gene Ontology annotation, molecular function: GTPase activity; GTP binding. Lineage: Eukaryota; Viridiplantae; Streptophyta; Magnoliopsida; Fabales; Fabaceae. Bases 187 to 822 code for a protein of 211 amino acids. The record is from RefSeq and is a predicted model, not a curated record.